CCUUGCGAGGAAAUGGUGCAAGAAAAGUAAACGAGGACAAAUAUAGAAGCCUUCUGUUGCUGAAGCGUCUCUUUAAAAUUACUUGAGUGAGUUCAAUAACUGAUGACAUUCAUUGAAUUCAACAACCUUACCAACAGUAAUCAAAAAGAUAAAUUUAGCAUUUUUUGGAAUCAGUUAUUGUAAAGGGGGGGGCGGUUAGUGGAGGAUAAUUUACUGGAGGCCUACGUCACGCACUACAACAAAUAUUACUUCCGCAUAGGAAGCACCUGUGGCUGCGUCCGAAACCGCAUAAUUACCUACUACAUAGUAGGCGAAAAGCAGUACGGCAGAAGGGAAGUAUGUCCGAAUUCUCAGUAGGCGAGAAAUGCCCGGAGCAGCAGCGCCCCUAUCGGUGGACCCAAAUGUUGGUGUGUUGCUUAGGGACAAAAAGCGAAACAUUGCGGCAUUUCUGUUCAGGACAUUCACAGUCGAGAGGGGAAACGUUAUUUUAACAAAUCAGGAGCAGCAGCGCCCCUAUCGGUGGACCCAAAUGUUGGUGUGUUGCUUAGGGACAAAAAGCGAAACAUUGCGGCAUUUCUGUUCAGGACAUUCACAGUCGAGAGGGGAAAACGUGCACAGAAAAAAAGACACAAAGUUGAUCAGCACAUUUUAUCGUUGCAAUGGAGGAUUCAGUAAUGCAGCAGCACCUGCACCACUACAAACAGGCCACAGAGUCUGCUCGAGAGGAGCUCGCAGCCCUCCAGGCCAAAUAUCAAACUAUCCACUUAAAGCUGGUGGAUUGUCAGUCCAAGCUUUCCUCUCAGGAAACUACUUUGAAAGACCUGAGAGAGGCAAGUGACCGGCACAAAGAGACUGAGGCCAGACAGGCAUCUCUCAUCAAUUCCCUCAGAGAACACAUUCACAACACAGAACAAGAAAUGAUGUCUAUUGCCUCCUCUAAAAACAUUACAGAUAUGAAAUUACUAGCACUUACCAAGGAGAAUGAAGAUUUGAAGGAAAGAGCAUUACAAAUGGAGAUUCAGUCCAAGGAGUAUCUUAAAGAAUGGAACAAAACAAAGCAAGAGGCAAACGAUUUGCAGAGGAAGUAUGAGGACUUUUUAUCCAGACUAGCCAGCAAGCUGUCUGUUGAUUUGGCUGGGAAUGAUAAACCCAUGGAGACUGUUGUCUCUUUGGUGGAAUUGUGCUGCAUGGAGAGAGAUAGACAGAAGACACAGAUAUGUGCACUAGAGGAAAGUGCGAAAUCUCAUGACGUGGAGAGUAAAGCCAGCAGGGAAACAAUUAGAAGACUAGUGGCCGACGUGGACCAUGAGCAGAAAGUCUCAGCUAUCCGAGCAAGUGAGCUGAACUCUAUUAGACAGGAACUUGAUUGCAUUCUGCUAAAGAAACAGGGCUUGGAAGUAGACAAUAAGAGCCUGAGGAGCAAGCUGCAGGAAAGUGAACUUGCUCUGGUUGCUGCUAGGGACGAGUGUAGGCCUUAUGAGAAGCGUUCUCAGGAUCUGGAGCAAAGACUCCUUAGGAGCCAAAACGAGGCACAGGCACUACACAGUCGCAUGGAGUCUUUUUUGAAAGAAGUGCAAGUUAUGCUUGGAAAUGAGCCUGCCAUUUCUCUGCCUAAAGAAGAACAUGUUCUGGAGAGACUCAGAGAAGUCUGCAGAAGAGAGAAGAGCAGCACUGAGUCUGUUACAGAGAUGGAGUCCAGACUGGCUGCACUGUUACAGGAACUUGGCAGGCAGUCAGAGCUGCGCAGAGCAGCAGAACAAAGGGAGCAGCAGCUCCAGAACAAGAUGCAAACACUGGAGUCAGAGCUGUUCACCGCAGGAGUGAGCAAAGAUGAGCAGAGUCAUGACAAACAACAAUACUUGCAAUUUCUGGAGCAUCUUUCAGAGAAAAUGAGAAUUGAGCACAUAACCACAGAUCUGGGCUUUGACAUGCGACUUGAGGCCAUACUGAUACGUGCAGAACAACUGACGAGACAGGAGGGAACAGCUUUAGUGGAAACCAAGAGUCUGGUUUACAAUCUUCAAAAAAAGUUCAAGGAGCAGAAGCAGCGCCUAGAGAGUAAGGAACUGCACAUGGAUCUGCUACGUAGGAAGGUGGCCCAGCUGGAUGAAGAGAAGAGGAGUCGUUCAGCUCUGGCUGUGGAGAGGGAUGAUGUUACACUGGCCAGCAGGAAGCUGCAGAAGAAGGUGGAGCGGCUUCAGGCUGAGCUUAAUGCCAUGCGGCUCUCUACCACUGACCUGAAGGCCCAGCUCUCACACACCAAUGAGCUCAAGAUCAGAGUGAUGGAACAGAACAGAACCAUUGAAGAUCAGACUAAAAGUCUGGGAAAACUGGAGAAGAACAAAGUGAAAGUGGAGAGGAGACUUGCAACAGCAAAGACGGAGCUCCAGAAUGAGGCACACAGAGCCAGGGAUGAACUACAGCAAGCACAGAGACUGCUCCACAGUCAGGCCAGUGCCAUGGCAGAGCUCGCUCACAGAGAGAAGAAGCUGAUGGAUUUCUGUACUGUCAUCGCUCAGAUGUUAGGGGUGAACAUGUCAGGCUCCGUUCCCAGCUGUGAGGUUAUCAAGAGGCUGGAGGUUCUUAUUCAUUCAGGUUAUCACUUUCCCCUGGCCAACCAAUGUGUAGUGCCACAUCAUCAGCACCACAUGGCACUGACCACAGAUGCCCCUUCAUGCUCCAUCAUUACAGCAGCCUCUCCAGGGCCUGAAGUACCAGUGCAGCCUCCAUUGCCCACUACAACUACAACCUGAGCAACAUUGCAGCAAUCAUGUAUAGUAUUUACCACAUGCUGCAGUAGGUAUGAUUUAAGAACACUUGUAAUUAACCAGGUUAAAUGUGGUGCACAUUGUAAAUGAAUAAAUUAAAAUAUUGUUCUGCCGAUUCAAUUAUUUUAAUAAAAGAUUAUUAUUCUUCCAUUGUGAUAUUUGCAUACACAGCAAAAUCACAGUGUUGAUUUAACACCCACAGUGUUGAAUUUACACGCUACAGUGUUUAUAUAAGUCCAUGGGACUCAAAUAAACACUCUGGGUGUUAAUUCAACACUAGGGAUUUUACUGUGUAUCGUACAUCAGUGGUUUCAAAGUGGGGGCCGCCAGGGGGGCCCUCAACAAUUUAGUGUGCCCAUCCCUCCCACUAGUAUGUUUUCUCUUUCUUACUCUCAGACAACCACACAGACAUGUCAAAUGUAAUUAUUAAUAAAAAUGGGGGAUAUAUUCAGAAGUGUGCAUUUUUAAUGUGUUUUAAAGACAUCUUGCAAAAGGGGGCCCUCGGUCAAAUGAUAAUGCCAUUUGGGGGGGCCUUGCCCUGGAAAAGUUUGGGAACCCCUGUCAUACAUGAUAU
Messenger RNA from Ictalurus punctatus (channel catfish), 3342 nucleotides. It is a transcript of the gene ccdc170, whose product is annotated as coiled-coil domain containing 170. Lineage: Eukaryota; Metazoa; Chordata; Actinopteri; Siluriformes; Ictaluridae. The record is from RefSeq and is a predicted model, not a curated record. Bases 660 to 2753 code for a protein of 697 amino acids. The transcript has 13 exons.